AUGGUGGUUACGAGAAAUCAUGUUCAAGAAGACGACGAUUCUACACCUUCUGUUGAUGAAAAUUUAGUUUCAGAAGAGGAAGAAUCUGAUGAUGAAUACAUUGUAGAAAAGAUUUUAGAACAUCGAAUUAAAAAAGGAAUCACGCAGUAUUAUCUUAAGUGGAAAGGGUUUCCUGAAGAAGAUAAUACAUGGGAAAAUGAAUCAGACAUUGAUUCAUUUAUUGAAGAACCCGAUUUUUCUUUACUUGAAGAUUAUCCUCCACCGGACCUUACUAAUUGGGAAGAGGCUGUUGAUGAUGUUGAAACUGUAGAAAGAGAUUCCGAAGAUAAUGAUAAAAUUCUGGUCUAUUUAAAUUGGUAUUUUGAGAUUUAA
Messenger RNA from Funneliformis mosseae, 372 nucleotides. NCBI's taxonomy places the organism in Eukaryota, Fungi, Glomeromycota, Glomeromycetes, Glomerales, Glomeraceae. The record is from the annotation of a GenBank genome assembly.